AUGCAUAUCUCUAAGCUUGUUUCUGGCGUCGGCCUCGCCUGCAUUGCUAUUACUAGCGCUCAGCCAAUUGAAUCAGGCCAUAAGGCCCUAGCCCGUGACGUUGUCGACCGUCGCGACGUCGUCGAACGGGAUGUCGUUGAUCGCGAUGUUGUCGACCGCCGCGAUGUUGUCGAACGGGAUGUUGUCGACCGCCGCGAUGUUGUCGAACGGGAUGUUGUCGACCGUCGCGAUGUUGUCGACCGUCGCGAUGUUGUCGAACGGGAUGUUGUCGACCGUCGCGACGUCGUCGAACGGGACGUCGUUGAUCGCGAUGUUGUCGACCGCCGCGAUGUUGUCGANUUGUCGACCGCCGCGAUGUUGUCGACCGUCGCGACGUCGUUGAACGGGAUGUCGUCGAGAGGGACGUCGUUGAUCGCGAUGUUGUCGACCGCCGCAACUAACGCAGCACCGCUCACCACUAUUCCUCUAGAUGGAAAAUCCAGAAUCUUUGUCAUCUUAUAA
Molecule: messenger RNA, 501 nt
Organism: Bipolaris victoriae FI3
Lineage: Eukaryota; Fungi; Ascomycota; Dothideomycetes; Pleosporales; Pleosporaceae
Exons: 2
Coding region: 1-501 (166 amino acids)
Source: RefSeq, a predicted model, not a curated record